UCUGUCAGUUGAUAUCGGUGUAGAAUGUUAACAUGAAAUAAUAUUUUUAUUAAACAUUAUAUUUAAACAUGAUUGAAUUCAAUUUUAGCAACGACAGAACGAUAAUAUAUUCAUAAUGGAAUCCAGAAAAGACAUUUACAAUCUCUGGAUCCAAUACACAACAAAGAAUGAAGAAAUUUAUUUUAGACAAUUCGUAGCAGGAUUUGUGGGAAUAUGGGAGUCUCAAUUAUGUCUCGAUGUAAAUAAACCCCCUAGUCUAACCGAGACUAAAAGUGAUUCAGGGCCCCAUUUGACAAGACUGCCGGAUGAACUAUUACCAGCUAUUGGCAAAUUUCUAUAUAUAGCUAAAGAUACAGCCGAGAAGGAUAUUAUUACACCAACAUUCCUCAAUGAAGCAGAAGUGCUGAUUAAAUGUUUGACAAUAAUAUGCAGAAAUUUUGAUAAUAUCCCCCUCAUAUCCUCUUGUGAAUAUAUCAGUCAAUGUAUAUCUAUUGCCAGUAUUGUUGUGCACAAGUUGCUAAAAAACCCAAUUGAAAAUGCCGAUUCAUUUCUCCGUUCUUUAGCACUGAUGUUAGAAGUACUGUACGAUCCAUAUUUCACUUGGAGAAAUUUUUUAUUAAACAAUAAUGCUGAUUUUGCAAGACUGCAACACCAACCGGCUUUGCUUCAUGUAGAAGUCAUUCCAUUUAUUUAUGAUUGUUUUCAAUCCUCACUAAUGUUUUCUUAUCCGGAAAUAAGUACAGCUCUUUUACAUGUAUUAGGUGCAGUGAUAUUUGGUGCCCAACACAACGGUCAACGUGCCAUUUGCCCAGCCACUGUCAGUAUUCUUAUGGACGUAAUAGGACGAAAAACCGUCGAUUGUGAAGUGCGCACAAUUGCCCUGCGCUGUUUCGUAGCCAUGGUGCAGGUCCUGCACAGAUCUACUCCAGACCAGAGGCAGAUAGAACUAGCUACGAUCCUAAGCUUAUUUCACACGACGUUUGUUAAAUUUCUGUCUGAUCAAUCUGAAGAAAAUUUAGUGAAAUCUGAGGAUAAUCAAGAUAAUGUUAAAACAAUUGCCAUAUGCUCUAUUGUUAAUUCCGUAAAACUGUUAAUGACAAAUGCUGCUAAUAAUGUUCUGAUAGCUCAGGCUUUAGUAGAUGCUAAUUUGUUGAAUUUGUUAGUAACACUGCCGAAACAUACAAAGGAAUGGGAUAUAGAUCAUCAAUUACUAGCCACAGAAUGUAUAAGUAGUUUAUCUCGAAUUACACACCUAUGUGUAUCUGCUAGAGAAAUUUUUAUCAAAAAUGACUAUUAUGAUAUUUUUAUGUCAUCUGUUGCUGAACUUGGAACUCCAUCAAGAUCUUUAUUAUGCCAGUUACUAAAAAUGAUAACCGGAGAUGGAAAUGAUAACACAAUUUGUAAUUCACACAUUCUUAUAAGAUUAAUCACUUGGAUCAUUGAUAUGGAUGAACAUGAUCAGCCUUGGAUUUCAGAGGAGAUAUGUAAAAUAUGCACCGAAAGCUUAUUAAGCAAGCAAUUAGCUGCUGAAAGCAAGAUUAUUGUUGCUGUGUGUGAAGUCCUCGGUCAUCCAGAUAAACUAUCAAUAAAUGCAGCGAUUGAGUUAAUAAAAUUAUUAGAAAGUUUAGCAUUGCAUUCAAUUACAACACAUGAAUUAAAAAUGCUAUUUCUACUUUUGCGGCCCGAACUUGAGUUGCCAUAUUAUAAGAAUCUUUUACAAGCAGUUGCUACAAUUUUUCGUAAUCAAAAAUUGAUCUGCAGGAGUUAUAUUGAUAUGCAGGGAGAAACAGAUGGUUUAAGGGUACCAGAAAUUAGAAAAUGGGCAGGAUGUUCCUACGGCUUUAGCUUUCACUGUUGGAUUCGAUUAGAUCCUCUUUCAGACUUGGAUGGGCAAAAUUUUCGGAGGCAAUUAUUCAAUUUGAUUACGCCUCAAGGUACCGGCAUGGAAGUUUUUGUGCAGCGCGACGGUUCUCUAGUCACCGCCAUUUCACUACGACGCGAAUUUUUAACCGCCGCGGUAAACGCCAGUUCCAUUGGCAGUCCUGGUGGUUUAGCUGAUGGUAAAUGGCAUUCCGUCACUGUGUGCUUGGCACCACCCAGGCGGCCGUUUGCACACAACAACGUCACGAUAUAUGUUGAUGGGACGCAGAAGUUGGCAGUUAGCAUGAAAUUCACUGCAUUUGCUGAGCCAUUUUCUUACUGCACAAUUGGUUCAGUUGUGCAAAGAAUUUCUGGUAAUCAGCAGCAAAAUAAUUCUACUGCAACCAAAACAGAUGCUCCUGAAAAGGAUUAG
Ctenocephalides felis (cat flea) is the source of this 2293-nucleotide messenger RNA. Its product is annotated as neurobeachin-like protein 1. The record is from RefSeq and is a predicted model, not a curated record. The transcript has 11 exons. Bases 116 to 2293 code for a protein of 725 amino acids. NCBI's taxonomy places the organism in Eukaryota, Metazoa, Arthropoda, Insecta, Siphonaptera, Pulicidae.